AACGAUUCCGAUCACUGAGGCUAAGCUUGAGCUCUCAAUCAAAUCCCAGAGACGAGGAGUAGGAAGCUCUGUGGAGACAUGUAAGAUGGCAGAGCUGCAGAUGUUACUAGAGGAAGAAAUUCCAGCCGGUAAACGAGCUCUCGUAGAGAGUUACCAGAAUCUUACGAGGGUCGCGGACUACUGUGAGAAUAAUUAUGUUCAGGCACAGGAUAAGAGGAAAGCCCUGGAGGAGACCAAAGCCUACACCACCCAGUCGCUGGCAAGCGUGGCCUAUCAGAUCAAUGCCUUAGCCAACAAUGUCCUGCAGUUGUUGGAUAUCCAGGCCUCGCAGCUGCGCAGGAUGGAGUCCUCCAUUAACCACAUAUCUCAGACUGUGGACAUCCAUAAGGAGAAGGUCGCCCGUCGAGAGAUCGGCAUCCUGACAACGAACAAGAACACAUCAAGGACUCAUAAGAUCAUCGCUCCAGCCAACAUGGAGCGGCCCGUGAGGUACAUCAGGAAGCCCAUCGACUACACAGUACUGGAUGAUGUGGGCCAUGGAGUGAAGUGGCUUAAAGCCAAGCAACAUGGCAACAAUCAGUCAAUCAGAGGAGGAACUCUCUCCAGGACCAAUCCCCCAACACAGAAACCUCCCAGCCCACCCUUGGCAGGACGAGGCACUCUUGGACGUAACACUCCUUAUAAAACACUUGAGCCAGUGAAACCUCCAACAGUGCCCAACGAUUACAUGACGAGUCCAGCUCGCUUGGGCAGCCAACACAGUCCAGGACGCACUGCGUCUCUCAGCCAGAGACCGAGAACCCACAGUGGCAGCAGCGGAGGCAGCGGCAGUCGAGAGAACAGUGGCGGCAGCAGCAUCGGCAUUCCCAUCGCCGUGCCAACUCCCUCUAUUCCCAACUCAGUCCCAGCCCCACCCUCAUGGGCUGCUCCCCCCGAUGCUCCUCCCCCAGCACCCCCUCCUCCACCCCCCCUCCCCGGCCAGGUCCCACCAAUGCCAGCCGCUGCUAUAGCUGUGGCUGCUGGGCCAGGUCUCGGGCCCAUCCCCAUGUCGCAGUUCGGCACGAUAUCUCGACAGAUCUCCCGACACAACUCCACCACCUCCUCCGUCUCCAUGGUUUCUGCCACGGGUACAUACCGCCGAGCGCCGUCCGUCUCUUCCCAGUUCCCCCUGCAGCAGCCGCACGUUAAUGGGGGCACAAACGCAAUGUCUAUGGCCCCCCCUCCUCCACCCAUGCCUCAGCUCACGCCACAGAUCCCGCUCACAGGCUUUGUGGCCAGAGUACAGGAAAACAUUGCAGAUACCCCGACUCCUCCCCCUCCCCCUCCCCCUGAUGACAUACCCAUGUUUGACGAGGCUCCGCCUCCACCGCCGCCUCCACCAGUCGACUACGAUGAUGAAGAGGCGGCUGUAGUGCACUACAGUGACCCCUAUGCAGAUGGAGAUCCUCAAUGGGCCCCCAAGUCCUACAUUGAGAAAGUGGUUGCCAUCUACGACUACACCAAGGAUAAGGAUGAUGAACUGACCUUCAUGGAAGGAGCCAUAAUCUACAUCAUCAAGAAGAACGACGACGGCUGGUUCGAGGGCGUUUGCAACGGCGUCACGGGUCUGUUCCCCGGAAACUACGUGGAGUCGAUCAUGCACUACGCCGACUGAAGGGACCUGACCGACAAAUCAUACACAACGUAACAAUCAGAUCUUGACCACAGCAUAGAGCGUGUACAAGCGUGUUCCUGACAAAUGGCGAAUCAUAAAAAUCGAUGAACCUUACUUUGUGGUGAUGGGUGGAUGUGGGCAAAUAGGGAUGACCAACAUAAUGGGAGGAAGUCAGUGUACAUAAAACGAAAGUUAGCCUGUGGGUGUCUAUAGUGAAUGUCAAUCACAGUAUCUUCAACAGUCAAUACAACAUGUGAACAUGUAAAGUAGAUGAUUGUCUCUGCUUUUAUGACAUUUCCAACUAAAAGUCUGCCAUUUAUUUGGUUUCCUUUUAUAUCUUCUCUCCAUUCACAAAGAAAUCACUCAUUCUUAUAAACUAAUUCAUUUUAAUGUUUUAUCUCAAAGCACCACAUCAUUGCCCCAAAGUGUAUCAAAAUCUUAACGUAAAGCAUGCAUACAAAAUUGAAAUAUGUAUUGUAACCUAAACGUUAAAUUCCAUUCUGCUUUCGUCUUUCUAUUAUUUACAGUACACACUUUUUUUUUAAUAUAGGCAUUUGUAGACUACUUAUUUUUAUGCUCUAAUUUUUAGUUUAAUAUUGAUAUAAAAAUCUUGUUUUUUUAAUUUGGGGUAAUGAAUGCAAAGCACAGAUUUUUUUUUUUUUUUCUCCCCUGAAGACUUAAAGAAGUCUCUCCCUACAUUUUAAUAUUUUUUUUUAGUCAAAGCCACAAUGACUAAAGUAUUUGCUACAAUGAACAAACAUGAAUUCUAUGUAGAUAGCUUUAAUAUUUAGUCUGUAAAGUAUCGAAGUAUCUAAAGGUCUCUAAUCAAUACAUACAAAUCACGGUUUUUAAAAUGCUGGACUUUUUUUUUUUUUUUUGAUGUCAUGGUCCUGUAAUUGCCACAUUAUUUUCCAGUACCAAUACUGUGGUUGGCGCAUUGAACAAUGAACUGAGGAGUAUCAGAAUCACAGUCUUGAGAUGUGAACUGGUCUAGUUACUCAACUCAGGUCUGGCAUUAAUUCCUACUUUUAAAUUUUUUUUUUUUUGUCUCUUUCAAUUUU
Messenger RNA from Labeo rohita (rohu), 2715 nucleotides. It is a transcript of the gene abi1a, whose product is annotated as abl-interactor 1a. Bases 86 to 1654 code for a protein of 522 amino acids. The record is from RefSeq and is a predicted model, not a curated record. NCBI's taxonomy places the organism in Eukaryota, Metazoa, Chordata, Actinopteri, Cypriniformes, Cyprinidae. The transcript is spliced from 12 exons. Gene Ontology annotation, cellular component: intracellular anatomical structure; lamellipodium. Gene Ontology annotation, molecular function: SH3 domain binding.